Molecule: messenger RNA, 3157 nt
Organism: Varroa destructor (honeybee mite)
Lineage: Eukaryota; Metazoa; Arthropoda; Arachnida; Mesostigmata; Varroidae
Source: RefSeq, a predicted model, not a curated record
UCAUUGCUGGUGUCCCCGGAACUUCGAUGCAAAAACUAGCGACUUUGUUUUAAAAAGUGGGGUAUUUAACUCGAAUUGCGUCUUACAGAUCAGCCUCAAUGGUAAGACUUUUGAGACUAUUUGUUUUUUUUAAUUUUUGGGUCUCCAAAGCUUUUAGAAUGAUAUUAGUUCAAAGUUUAGGAAUGCUGGUUCUUUUUUUGUUUUACAUCAGGUUUAAGCUAAACAAGUAAACACAUACUAGUAGCAUCUUACUUACAAUUACUAGAAACAAGUCAUUUGCAAAUACAGGGAAGGAACUUUUAAAGAUGUCUUUAGUUAGCCCGUGAAUUUUAGAUCGUACUAAAUCCGAUUUUUCGUUGCACUAAAAAAACACGUCCGUAAGGUAUGCACAAAAACAACCAUCGAAAUACCUGUUUUCAUUUAGAUAUGGCUUAACGUAGUUUUUUUUCUAACUUCUUCCGGAUAACUAGAUCUAAAUGGCCAGCCUAACUUCUAUAUUUCGAGUGUUAGGGCUGGUAUCACCGUUAGGCAUUUGGCCGAACAGAAGGCUAGCUCCUAACAUGAAACGAGGUCUGUCUAUGUCCGGGUUCGAACUUAUACCACAACGUGUCCCCAAAAUUAGCACGCAGAUACGUUACCCACUAAGGUAUCAUGUUGGUGUAAAUUUAAGUUCUAAAUCUGGUCAGCUGGUUUCGCAUAAUGUAAGGUUACGUAGCUUCUUAUACAAGAAAUCUAUGAGCACAUUCCGAUUUAACAGCUCAAUAAACUCUCCCUUUGCGGGACAUAUUUUUGUCUUGGAAACCGAGAUCCUUGACAUGCAAAACUCGUUCCUUUGCUUGCAUCCUAUACGUUGGAUAUAAAGAGAGCACAUGAAUGUGGCCUUUGACCUAACUCUCGUAUGCUGGCAAAAUAAAGCUCGAUUCGGCACUACAGUAUCAAAAAAACAUGAUCAAUCAAAGCAUAGGUUUUGUAGGUGGUAUCUAUUAAGGGGUCUUAUGUGGUGCUUCAUCUGUCGUAAACAAACAACUAUAUGGCGCCAUUUGGUCCCACGAAUCGCCUUUAAUACUGUUAUGGAAUACUUAUGAAGUUCUGAAACUUUACUAAUUGCAUAGAAUCAGUUAACAGUGGCUUCGUUUUGUAUGCUCCGUUAUAAACCUACAUACGCUAAACCGGAAGGUGAACUUUGAACGUUCAGUCAGCUCGCUGGAAUCUUUCGAUGAAUUUCAACUACAGAGGAAGCAGUGGUGAUUACGAUAAUGUAUACUUGGCAUAUGUAGUCUAGAUGAAGCUGUGGUUACGAAUAGCGUGUACAUUGUUGCCAUGGGGUAAUUUGCGCCGAGCGUUCGUCGGGUGAGGAUGAAAAAUUAUUGUGAAUAUGUGUGCUUGUAAUAAUAUAGGACCUUCUCCCUAAAAUGAAAUCAGUCCAAUGAUCGGGCUCCUGAUAACAUUUGUAUGGCCGGCAAUACCCACAGGACUACUGUACGACUAGUACGACGAUGCUUUAAAGUCCUACGUUUAAGGAGAAAUAACAUAGGCUUUAGGAAUGAGUUCGAGGUUCAUUGUACAAGAAGUAGACGCAUCCGAAGAACCAACAGGGUCUCCUUCACGGCUGCACCGUGAGCCUUCACCGCUUCUUCAGUCGCCACCAACCAGUGACGAUGAAGCAACCUCAGAGGAUCGUCAAAGACCAAAGUACCACUCAAACUCGGAUUGUCUUACCAAACUUGAGUUGCUGGGGUGUGCUGCAUGCGGUGAAUGCUUUGAAAGCUCUGAAGCCCUUGUGGAACACCAGGAGCAUCGUUGUGCAGGGCUUUCAUCAGAUGCCGAAUGCGAAGAGGAGUUGACAAACUUUGGCCCACCUCCACGACCGUUCAUUGCGUGUGCAAAAUGUCCGGAACUGAGCUUCAAUGGAAGGUGUGACCUAAUACGCCACCUCAAGGGACAUCGAAAAUGCAGUAUUGGUAAAAACAAGUGCAAUAGUUCAGGCGCUGGCAAGGGACGUGCAAUUUUUGUGAAGAUGAUUUGCCUAUGUCAGCUGAGGCCUUGCCGGUGUCCAACGCGAUCUCAUAAGAAGAUUCGUCCUGUGACUGACGGUAGCCACAGCGGCUCAGCUGGCGCAGUCCUCUGUAACAUGUGCUUUGCGGGAAAACUCUCGUUGGACAAGGAGACUGAUGUUAGUGCCAAGAAGGAACGAGCUGAAUCAAGCCCUUCGGCUUGUGUACACUGUGCAAUGUACGCAUCAGAAACACAAAGACACCAGCAGUAGCGGGAGUGACAGAGAAGCUGUAAGCGUUUUGCGUAACAGAAAAAGACAACUAUUCAUAGCAGUAUUAUGUAAAACAGAUGUGGACGACCGUUGGGUACCAACUUGCGAUUACGUUUACACUAUCUCAGUUAGAUGGGGUUAAGAAAUGGGGAAAGAAAAUUCCGGAAGUUUUGUGCUACUGUUUUUGACAGUGGAGAAAAAUGCAUUUACCACACGAAAUACGAUGAAUCUCAAAUAUAAUGCGCACCAAAGAUAGACUAGUAGUAAAUAUCUUCGUAGGAGACGGGCCAAAACAAAAACGAGCUGUAUAAUUUUAUUAGUAUUCGAAAACAGCGAGGACAGAGAAUUAUGCUGGUGUUUCAGAUGUUUUGUAUUAAGCGUAAUAUGAUUGUGGGAUUAGGUAUUGCCUAUGUAGUGAAUGUUUAUCAUGACUGUCGGAAAAUAAAAUUUUGAAAGCGAAUGAUCGUGACGCUAUUUAAGGAUUCACAGUACUCAUGUGUACAAACAGUAUAAAUUUAUUUAGAUAGCAAAAUUAAACGAAACAUGAGCUGGUACUGAGUGCUCUAUGCUGAUUUAGGUAUUUGUGUAUAUAGUAUGUAAAGUGAACAACAGUAAUGUUAUUAAUAAUAUUCUAAGAUAGAGUACACGAUUCUUUUUUGGUGAUGAUAGAGGAUCCACUUGACAGAAGUGAAUAAAACACUCAAACGUUUAACGUCAAUAUGCGUGUGUGCAUUUGCGUUUUUAAUAAAACGAUUUGUUGUAAGCAAUAGGAGCUUGAAGUUGACAGCACUUCUGUGCACUGCUCGGUCAGUGCAGUCAUAGGACACGUAAGUUGACUCGCUAUUAAUAUCCUUUUGCCUUCGCCCAGUUCUCAUUAAUUUGUAACGUAAG